AUGGGAUUUCUUAUCCUAUCAUCUUUCUUGGAUUACACCUGCAUCCCCCAAUCAAUAUCCGCAACAUCUCCUCCGUCAUUCCGCCACCAUCAAAUGGACGGCCUCGUCGUUAAUCCAACUAUCUCCCGCCUCAAGCUGCCUUAUAAACUCCACCCCACAACCCCGCCAUCUCUAUCCCUUUCUUUCUACCUCCGUCUUCAACCCCAAUAUCAUCCAUUCAAUCUAUCUGUCUCCACCGCUGCAUCCGUCCUCGAAGACCAACCACAAUCAGAAUCAGACCCAAUUCAGUUCACCAACUACGACGAAGAGGAAAGUUACGGAGAGGUUAAAAAAAUCAUCGGAAGCAGAGCACUUGAAAAUGGCGCCGGAAUGGAGUACCUAAUCGAAUGGGAAGACGAUCACGUGCCGACAUGGGUGCCGGGAAAUCUAAUCGCAGGUGACGUGGUCGCCGAGUACGAUAAUCCAUGGUGGGUCGCCGCAAAGAAAGCCGACGAUCGUGCGUUAAAGGAAAUUAUCGAGUCAGAAGACGGCAGAGAUGUGGACGCCGUAGAUGGCGACGGCAGGACAGCUCUACUCUUUGUCGCCGGUCUAGGGUCUGAAUCAUGCGUCAGAACGUUACUGGAGGCUGGCGCCGAUGUAAACCACCGUGAUAACGGCGGAGGAUUGACUGCCUUACACAUGGCGGCGGGAUACGUCCGGCCGGGAGUGGCGAAGCUGUUGGUGGAGUUUGGGGCGGAUCCGGAGGCGGGAGAUGACAAGGGACGGACACCGUUAGAUUUGGCGCGUGAGGUUUUAAAGGCAACACCUAAGGGGAACCCAGUGCAAUUUGCUAGAAGAUUAGGGUUAGAAAGUGUAAUUAGGAUUUUAGAGGGGGCAAUAUUUGAAUACGCGGAAGUUGAGGAGAUUUUAGAGAAAAGAGGGAAAGGUAAUAACGUUGAGUACUUGGUGAAAUGGAAAGAUGGUGAAGAUAAUGAGUGGAUUAAAGCUGCAUUGAUCGCCGAUGACUUGGUUAAAGAUUUUGAAGAUGGAUUGGAAUACGCAGUGGCGGAGCUUGUGGUGGGAAAGAGGGAUUCCGGCGAGGAAGGGAAAAAGGAGUAUUUAGUAAAAUGGGCUGACUUUGAAGAAGCAACAUGGGAACCAGAAGAAAAUGUUGAUCCCGAGUUGAUAAAGGAAUUUGAGAGUGGGAAUGGGAAUGGGAAUGGGGGAGUUUGA
Molecule: messenger RNA, 1212 nt
Organism: Lactuca saligna
Lineage: Eukaryota; Viridiplantae; Streptophyta; Magnoliopsida; Asterales; Asteraceae
Source: the annotation of a GenBank genome assembly